CUGUUUUACAGAACACAAGUACUGAUACGGCCAAUAAUGAACCCACAUGAAGGGAUCUUCAGGACAUUCCUUUAUUUCUCUAACCAGGAAUGGGAAGCAAAAUGCUGGCAUUUAUCUGAACUGGAAGCCGUGUUCCUCUCCUUUUUCUCCUUGAGCACACUGUGUGUUAUUUGCAGACUUCACUGCCCAGCCCAUCAAUCCUCUCGUGGCCAAUUGCUAAAUGGCACAAGUACCAAAAUACAGGUGCCAGCAUAAUCAGCCCAGCACUAAUGCAGCACUGCUUUGAUGGUGCACAGGAGCACAGAAUGGCUUGGCUUGGAAGGGACAUUUAAAGGCCAUCUAGUCCCAAUGGCCUGGAGUGAGCAGGGACACCUUGAACUAGGUCAGGUUGCUCAGAGCAGGAGCUUGAAUGUCUGCAGGGAUGGAUGUCCGCCUCUCUGGGUAACCUGUGCCAGGGUUUCAUAACAAACAGUGUAAAAAAUGUGUUUCUUUCAUCUAGUCUGAAUUUACCAUCUUUUAGAUUAAAACCAUUCCCCCUCGGUUUGGUCACAAAAGACUCUAUUAAAAAUUCUGUCCCCAUCUCUUUACAAGCCCCCAUAAGGCCCUGAAAGGCAGCAAUCAGGUGUCCCUGGAGUCUUCUCUCUUCCAGGCUGAACACUGCCAGCUCUCCCAGCCUGUCUCCAAAGCAGAAGGGCUCCAGCCCUCAGAGCUUUUUGUCCCUCCUCUGGACUAGAUCCAACAGGACCGUGUCCUUCCUGUCUUGGGGACCCAGAGCAGGAUGCAGUACUCUGUCGUGGUAGAGACUGAGACACUACAAAGCAACACAGUCCAUUUCCAGAAGGCUUCAAACCCUGUUUUUAUUCUAGCCUGCAUGCUUUUUCUGCAUUUUUACAAAGCUCUUAACUUUAUACUUUACUCAUUGGUCGCGAGAUACAAGCAAAAUACUCAUUGGAAUAGGGAGUUGCAGGUUUCUUUUAUUUAUCCUUUCUUUCUUGGUUUCUAUGAUCAAUGACAUAGAAAAUUGCUAGAAAACUAUUUUAGUUGUAAACAUGGAUCCUCCUACCUAACUUCUCGAUGGCUCACAGAGGUCACUGUAAAACGUCUUCCACAGUACUCCAGGUGGGGUCCCACCAGAGCAGAGGGGGGGGAGUCACCUCCUUCAACCUGCUGGGCACUCUCCUUUGGAUGCACAUGGCUGGCUCAUGUCCAGCCUCUCUUCUAGCAGCAACCCCAAGUCCUUCUCGGCAGAGCUGCUCUGCAUCCCUUCAUGUCCCAGCCUGUGAGAUCAGCUGAGCUGGGACUGUGUCACAGCCCUUGGGCAGAGCAGCUGGGCAGGAUGAGCUCCCUUCCGAAGAAAGCAGAACCCACUCCAAAGAUCUCCACCCUGGCCAUGAGGUCACAGAAGGCUCUGAGAUCACAGAGGUGCCAGAGCCCCGUGGUUGCAGAGCAGCACAAGGAGCCAGCAGUCAGUCCCUGAGCACAACUGUUGCGGCGGCAGCAGCAGCGGUGGCAGCAGCGGUGCUGACAUUGGGACAGCGGUGUCAGGACAGAGGUGGCAGCAAGAGCUGCGGGACUGGCAGAGGGCAAGGCAGCAUGGCCCUUGCUCUGCACCUCUUCCUCCUGCUCCUCCUGGCCGUGGCCCUGCCUGCCAGGGCUGCACAGGCUGCUCCACUCCAAGUGUGGCGAGCAGAUGAGCAUGCUAGGAAGGCUUCUCCAGCAGCUUGGCUUAAUGAUGAUUUCCAGGGUCUUAACCCUCCACCAGUUUCAGGUGUGUCUGCAGGAAAGACUUUUCAGGCUCCUUUCCUGGUUGCUGCACACAAGCCCCGCUCCCAUGGCACGGGUCCUCCGAGAAGGAGGAACAAACCUGGAGGAGACAGGAAGUCCCUGGAGGCAUCCAAACAGAUGGACAGGAUCUGGAGUGACCUGGAGAGACAACGUGACAUGGAAGGAGAGAGUGUGCUGACAGCUGCAUUUCCCGGAGGAAGCAGUGGCUCCAUGGCAGCCUCUGCCCCAGGAAGGGAGGCGAUGCCAGGCAAAGGCCCCGGAGACUGGGAACGUGACUUCCAUCACUGGGAAACGCUGUUAAAGCACAGUUUAAGGAUGUUGGAGCUUGGUGAUGGUGAACCUGAUGAUGAAGACAAUCCUGAUGACGAAGAUAAUACGUUUGAUGAAGAUGAUCUGGAUUCCCAAUGUGUACCCAUUACUGAGCCUCUGGGAGAUGCUGAGGUUUCAGGUGUGUCUGCAGGGAGGACUUUGGUGGAUGUUGCACACAAGCCCCACUCCCAUCGCAGGGGUCCUCCAAGAAGGAAGAAGAAACCUACAGGAGCUCGUAAGUCCCUGGACAUUUCCAAACAUCUGGAACAAAAACAGAGUGGCGUGGACAGCCAGCGUGAUGCAGCCGAGAACUCAACAGAUUGGAAAAGCAUGAGAAGAACUUUCAGCUCGGAAACAUCCUUUUUGAUUAAGUUGAUGGCCAUUGUGGCACCUGCAGCACUGUCCCUGAUGAUGUGCUAUGCCAGAAUCUGGUAUUGCUCGAAGAGAAAACGGAGCACCUCGGGAGAGGAGUUGAAAAACGGUGGCUGCACCUCACACCCAGCCAGCGUGAGCAGCUCCUCCAGCAGCAGGGACGGCCUGGACAGCCCUCUCAAAUGUUCUGUGAAGAGGAGCCCAGAACAACUGUCUACACGGAAACCUCCUUUUACCCCGUAGAUCCCACUGCCACCUGCUCUCCCCAUGGGCCUCCCCAAGCUGCCUUCAUCCCUUUUUUUCUCUCCGUCUGUCCCAUCCCAGCCAACUCGAGUUCCUCUAGGGACCCCAGGACCAGCCCAGCACCUUCCAGCCCCUCCGGAGACCAACACAUCCCUUCCU
This is a messenger RNA of Passer domesticus (house sparrow), 2868 nucleotides long. RefSeq lists its product as uncharacterized. The transcript has 11 exons. Lineage: Eukaryota; Metazoa; Chordata; Aves; Passeriformes; Passeridae. The record is from RefSeq and is a predicted model, not a curated record. Bases 1594 to 2709 code for a protein of 371 amino acids.